Molecule: messenger RNA, 2224 nt
Organism: Thermothielavioides terrestris NRRL 8126
Lineage: Eukaryota; Fungi; Ascomycota; Sordariomycetes; Sordariales; Chaetomiaceae
Exons: 8
Coding region: 259-1896 (545 amino acids)
Biological process (GO): regulation of gene expression
Cellular component (GO): nucleus
Molecular function (GO): protein binding
Source: RefSeq, a predicted model, not a curated record
CUCCUGCGGCAGUCCUGAACAGGCCAGCCCAGCGCUCGGGGUUGCGCCCGGCCGCCGGAGGUUGCUUCGUUGUGCAGGAACUCUAGCGGGAAGUCAAGUUUUGACAUUCGCGGGCGCCAGAAUAAUUAGUCGAGGAGUGAGAGGGCUCGGCCGACUACCUGGGCGGAGACGCGGCGGUUCUGCCUACCGUGUUGGGCAGACACACAGCAAGUCUGCAUCGCCACACUCAAGUCGCACUGCGUAGUCCCCCCAGGCUGGAUGACGGAACUACUCGAGACCAUUUUUGGGGAGUUGGGAAUCGCCCAGUACCUCGACGCCUUCUUGGAACAGGGCUUUGACACGUGGGAGACCAUCUUGGACAUUACGGAAUCCGACCUCGACGCGCUGGGCGUGAAGCUGGGCCAUCGCAGGAAACUCCAGAGACGGAUCGCCAAUUUUCGCGGCGUCGCACCAGACGCAUCGCUUGUGUCUCCGACUCAAUCAAACGCCGAGGAGGUCAAAUUUCAAGAUGCAGUCAAGACGGAGUCCCCAACGCCCGGUGGACGAGGGGCAAUCACUGUCGUCGUCACGAAGCGAAAAUACCGGCGGCAUCCGAAGCCGGACGAAAACGCCCCUGAGCGGCCUCCCUCGGCCUAUGUGCUCUUCUCUAACAAAAUGCGCGAAGAGCUUAAGGGCCGGAAUCUGAGCUUCGCCGAGAUCGCCAAGCUCGUGGGAGUGAACUGGCAAAACCUGACCGCGGCCGAAAAGGAGCCGUUUGAGUCCCAGGCGCAAGCCAUCAAGGACAAGUACCUGAGCGAUCUGGCCGUGUACAAACAGACGCCCGAGUACAGAAAGUACCAGGCUUACCUGAAGGAGUUCAAGGCCAAGCACGGCUCUCCAUCACAAGAUAAGGACGGCUCGAAGAGACUGCGGCUCUCGGAGCUGGGAGCCCAAAGUCGUGGUAGCCCCAAUGUUACCCCGACAAGGACCAGUAGAAGUGGAAGCGGAGCCGAGAGCCGCAGAGGAAGCGAGCCUCCUAGCAGCACUCAAAGACUCGGCUCUGUCGCCUCGCCGGGCGACUCCCAGUACGCGACUUCCCUGGCUUCACCCGCUUCGGUCGCCUCGCCGGACCAGCCCGUAAUCUCGCCGGUCGUGAGCAAUGCCGAGCGGCACUCCUCGGGCCUUUCUCCAGCCUUCAAUCCCGAUUCGAGAAACCAGGCGCCGCCGCCGCCUAGGUCCCGCCACUCCGGCCAGGGAGACGACCAGGGCCGGGCGCAGUUGAGCAUGCACAAGCAUCUUCCAUCGCUCUCCGAUGUGUUCGAUGGCCAGGAACUACCCGGUGGAGGGCGUUCAUCGAGCGAACCCAACGGUUUUCGCCCCCCGCCCGACCACGUUGCUGGCAACCCCGGUCCUGGGACGGGCCAUGUUGGCGGCAGCACGCAUUCAGCACCUCCGCCAAGCGGACACCCCUAUGUUGGGAAUUCAACCUCACUCCAUUUCUAUGCCCAGCUCAGGCCACCGGUUGACGGCCCUUUGCCAAUACAUGCCCUACUGGCAUCCAAGCCAGAACCUCCGCAUCAUUCAAGCCAGCCGGCGCACCUGCCUCACGAGAACCCUUUCCUUGUCGACCAGAAGCCUAGGCUACUGCACCAAGCUCCGAAUGGUGUGGCCGGGCUUCCCGUGCUCCAUGUCUACCACACCCCUGGGUCUCUCCUCGCACACCAAACCCCCAACCACCACCAGUAUCAGCACCACGGCGCGAGCGCACAUCACGUCAAGCAAACCUUUCCGACCCACGCGCCACCUGCCCCCGGACCUCCGCCCGAAUCUCCUCAGCAGGGGAGGCAGAACGCGAGCCUCGACGGCAUGAGUGCCCUGCUGAAGGCAGGCGAGAUCGUCGACCGCAGCAUGCAGUGACCAAGCGCCCUCGGGAAGCCCCAUAUAUCCGGAUGAUGCACUGUUCUAUGCGAUAUAUUUCUCAAACGUCAACGGAUACCCCUUCGCUUAAGUGGAGUUCUUCGGAGCAAUGCGCGCAGUAUCGUGGUGGAGGCAUUUGCUCCCUCUCUUUAUGCAUGAAUCGAAAGCGAAGCCAUAAGCCAUCAUGGCUAGCAGAAGUGGCAAGCCUGGUUAUCUCGGCCCAAGAGUUACGGCUGAAGAGGUACGGGGGUUAAGGUGGUGACUGCAUGUGGUGAUGUCGAUCAUGAGGAUUCUUUUUCCUUGUACGAGACGUCGGAACAUCCAGACA